This is a messenger RNA of Chanos chanos (milkfish), 1619 nucleotides long. RefSeq names its product membrane-associated ring finger (C3HC4) 5 (gene marchf5). Bases 331 to 1176 code for a protein of 281 amino acids. The transcript has 6 exons. Gene Ontology annotation, molecular function: zinc ion binding. Lineage: Eukaryota; Metazoa; Chordata; Actinopteri; Gonorynchiformes; Chanidae. The record is from RefSeq and is a predicted model, not a curated record.
AGUCAAGCGGUCACAUCGACAAGAUAAUAUUAAUAACAAACAAAUUAUUUACAGAUUUGACCAAGAUUUCAACCUGAGACCGUAUGCGAAAUAUUUUUUUGCGUCUAAGUAACUAAAUGUGCCAUGAUUGUGAGGUUUUUUUCUGAUUUCUUAAUGACCAUCGUAGCAGCUAGUUACCUUGCUUAGCAAACGUUAUUCUCCGUAGUUAGGGUUGUCGACCUCCCAUAGGCCUGGUUAGCAAAUUUGUUAAACAUCAUACUUUUGAGUUUAAAUUAGAGAAUUAGUUUGUUAUUUUCCUCUCCCUUUUGAAAAUUGAGAAUUUGCAAAAGCAUGGCAGAGGAGGGUGCAGUGGUAAUGCAGCAAAUGAUGGACAGGAGUUGCUGGGUAUGUUUUGCCACCGACGAGGAUGACCGUACAGCGGAGUGGGUUCGGCCGUGCCGUUGUCGCGGCUCCACGAAAUGGGUACACCAGGCGUGUCUCCAGCGUUGGGUGGACGAGAAACAGAGGGGUAACAGCACGGCCCGCGUGGCCUGCCCACAAUGCAACGCUGAGUACCUCAUCGUCUUCCCCAAACUCGGACCUGUGGUGUACGUGCUGGACCUGGCUGACAGGCUCAUCUCUAAAGCUUGCCCAUUUGCUGCAGCAGGCAUCAUGGUGGGGUCCAUCUACUGGACGGCAGUCACAUACGGAGCCGUCACAGUCAUGCAGGUGGUGGGCCACAAGGAAGGGUUGGAUGUAAUGGAAAGAGCAGAUCCUCUCUUCCUGUUGAUUGGCUUGCCCACCAUCCCUGUCAUGCUCAUUCUAGGCAAGAUGAUUCGCUGGGAGGAUUACGUGCUCCGCCUUUGGAGGAAAUACUCCAAUAAGCUGCAUUUCCUCAGCGCCUUCUUCCCAGGAAUUGGAUGCCCGGUGCCCAGGAUUCCAGCGGAGGCCAGCCCUCUGGCGGAUCACGUUUCCGCCACCCGUAUUUUGUGCGGCGCCCUGGUGUUCCCCACCAUUGCCACCAUCGUGGGGAAACUCAUGUUCAGCUCCGUCAACUCCAACCUCCAGAGGACUAUACUGGGUGGCAUAGCUUUUGUGGCCAUUAAAGGAGCCUUUAAAGUGUAUUUUAAACAGCAGCAGUACCUACGGCAGGCUCAUCGCAAGAUUCUCAACUUCCCUGAGCAGGAGGAGGCCUGAGAGAACAUGCCCCCACAAAGACUCCAUUUCCCAUAACCCCCCACUCUCACUCAAUGCUCUUCUGUGUACAAAGAAGUCAUUACUGCGUGCUGCUCGGAUUGCCAUGGCGAUAAUUACAAAGAUUGAGAUUUUACAAAAAGAGAUGGAGAGGAACGCCUUGUGAAUAUACUGACACUAAUGUUUUGCACCGUGUCUAGACACUUGCACAAAAAAAGCUCUUUUUUUCUCUCUCUCACUCUCCUUUCUCUUGAGAAUGUGACUUUUGUGUUGUGUCUGUGUUUGGGUAGAAAUGCAGGCUAUAUUCUCUAGUUUCAAUCAAAUUUGGGAGCGGUACUAUCCAUCUUUUUUUUUUAUUUUAUGAGUUUGUAACCUUUUAAAGAGUGAAUAGGGAUUGAUGCCAGUUUUAUAAUAAUAAAAGAUUGUUUUAUAAUGUUACUCCUGCA